UCCUUCUCAGCCCCGCCCCUCAGAGGCUGAGGUCUGCUCAUCUCUCUACUUCCCUCCCUCUCCCUCUCUCUCCCGCCCGCUUCCCUCCCACCUGGGCCUCAGUGAUACACUGACAGGAUGGAGAAAGCGGAUGACUUCUUGGAGGAGGAGUUCCGGAAGGCCUGCGCUGAGCUGGAGGCCCCGGCUCCUGCAGGCAAGGUCUGGGAGUCAUUGGUGGAGUCAGAGGGCUUCAGCAUCUACGGGCUGCUAGACGAGCAAACAGGACUCUAUGAGUAUAAAGCUUUUGGUGACUUCAAGGAUUGCUUGCCAGCCCUGUGUGCAGAUGUCUAUAUGGACUUAGAAUAUAGAAAGCAAUGGGACUCAUAUGUUAAAGAACUCUAUGAAAGGAAUAUCCGUGGGAAGUUGGUGGUCUACUGGGAAGUGAAAUAUCCCUUCCCCAUGUACAACAGAGAUUAUGUGUAUAUUCGGGACCGGAGAGACCUGGAUUUAAAUGGGCGGUCAGUCCAUGUGAUACUGGCUAAGAGCUUCUCCGUGCCUGAAAUUCCAAAGAAGGAUGGUGUCAUCCGGGUCAGCGAUUAUAGGCAAAGCCUUGUGAUCGAAAGUGAUGGCAAGAAGGGGUGCAAAGUUUCCAUGUUCUACCAUGAUAACCCUGGAGGCAUGAUUCCAUCUUGGCUUGUCAACUGGGCAGCAAAGAAUGGAGUUCCAAACUUCUUGAAAGACAUCCAGAAAGCCUGUCAAAACUACCAUAAGAAAAUCUAGAAGGAGGCAGCUUUAGUCCCAUUUCCAUGAACACUGACCACUCAGUGGUCAGGUCCUGGUGACACCAAGUCAACCUUUGCUAUUUUCCUUCUCUUCCAGAAAACUGAAAGCACUCUCCAGCAUGUCUUCCCUAUUCAUGCUAGUCUUACGCCUGACUUACAAUACUAACUUCCUUUCCCACUCUCCCCACCCUAGCAACAAUUCCCCUCUCCCACAGUUGAAUCUAGGUCAGAUCAGGAAAACUCUGCUUGUUUAUAUUUCAAAAGGAAAGUCUUUACUAGGGAACACAAUUGGUCUAUUGUGCCCUUUAGAAAGGAAGAAAACAAAUCAGAAAAGAAAAAAACCCAGUAUCCACACCAACUUCUGUCUCAGGAGUUAGCUUCUUGCUGAGCAAUAAGGACUGGGGGGAAGAUUCAUUACAUUCAAAAUUAUCUUUCCUUAAGGAAUCUUGCCACUUAGCUUACCCUUAGGACCACUUAGAUCUAUGGCCUGGCUGGCUUUAGGCUUUUUAUCUCAGGGAACCUACCAGAGUUGGCUGCUCUUCCUCUCACCAGAAAACCUUAUGAACUCUGAUUUGACCAACCUGUGCCUCAAAUUUGGAUCCCAUCAGAACUAUACCCAGUUAUUGGAGAGUGAGGCAGAAAGAUAGCAGCAGCCUUGGUGAUUUUCUCAGGGGCAAUAGCUACCCAACAUAUGAUGGUAAAGGACCCAGAUUGUUGCACAUAGAAAUCCAGGGUUGUCUUGUUCAGAAUUACAGGAUAAAGACUGCCACAAUACCUCAGAUCGUGUGUUUCUUCUGUGUGAAAGGGAAUUGAUUCUUUGAGGCUUGAAUAAAAACAAACAAACA
Dromiciops gliroides (monito del monte) is the source of this 1606-nucleotide messenger RNA. RefSeq names its product phosphatidylcholine transfer protein (gene PCTP). Bases 118 to 759 code for a protein of 213 amino acids. The transcript is spliced from 6 exons. The record is from RefSeq and is a predicted model, not a curated record. NCBI's taxonomy places the organism in Eukaryota, Metazoa, Chordata, Mammalia, Microbiotheria, Microbiotheriidae. Gene Ontology annotation, molecular function: phosphatidylcholine intramembrane carrier activity; phosphatidylcholine binding.